CGCUGCCAUGGCGGCGUGGGCGCGGGCGGCGCGGGCGCUGCUGCUGGACGUCAGCGGGGUGCUGUACGACAGCGGCGGCGACGGCGGGGCGCCCAUCGCCGGCUCGGUGCAGGCCGUGCGCAAGAUCAAAGCGUCUGGUCUGAAGUUGCGGUUCUGCACGAAUGAAACACAAGCAACCCGGGAGAAGUUUGUGAAGAAGCUCCAGGGCUUAGGUUUUGACAUCUCAGUGGAUGAAGUCACUGCCCCAGCACCAGCAGCCUGUCGUGUGUUAAAGGAGCGCAACCUGAGGCCACACUUGCUUGUACACAACGAUGUUGUCCCUGAAUUUGCUGAGAUUGAUAAAGCAAACCCAAACUGCGUGGUAAUUGGAGAUGCAGCAGACAACUUUUCCUAUGCAAACCUUAAUGAAGCUUUCAGAGUUCUGAUUGGGUUGGAGAAUCCUGUUUUGAUAUCUCUUGGAAGAGGACGCUAUUAUAAAGAAACCGAUGGUCUGAAACUUGAUGUUGGAGCAUAUAUGAAGGCUUUAGAGUAUGCUUGUGAUAUUCAAGCUGAGGUAGUCGGAAAACCAGCAAAAAUGUUUUUUGAGUCAGCCUUAGCAGAACUGGGAGUUCAGCCACAGCAGACCUCAGGCGAGAGCUGGCGGUGCACAGGCGCGGAGGAGAGCCGCUCCAGGGAGGGCAGGCGGGCUGCCGCUGCGCCUGGCAGAGUGAAGAUUUUGGGUACCAUCAUGAUUGGAGAUGAUAUUGUGAAUGAUGUAGGAGGCGCCCAGCAGUGCGGUAUGCGAGCCGUGCAAGUACGGACAGGGAAGUACAGAUGGGAAAUAGCAGCAGAAAUUUUCCAGUGUGGAUGAGGCAACCGAGCCAGGGGGUCUGAGGAGCAUGGAAGGGUGGAAUGAGUUUCCUUCUGCUGACCACCUUGGGGAAGAAGGCUGGGAGCUGCAUGGGCCUCCCUGUCCACCGGCGUCGCAGAGCCCAGGCCAGCCUGCUGCCCAGCACCCGCUGAAUCCAGCACCCUGGCUGGGGCGCCCGUCCGGGGCUGCCAAGGCCUUUCCCACCAGCAUUUACCCUCCGAGGAGCAACGUGCUAACAGGCGUGUUCCUCAGCUGCUCUUCUGCAAUCGAUUCUGAACGGGACUCUGGUUAGACACUGACUUUUUAUUUGGAAUUUACAGGGGCUUAUUUUGAAAAUUAAAUAAGAGCCCAGAUGGCUUAGAAAAACCCAGAUAGAUCCAACCUGAAAGCAGCUCUUGCCACGCACGUUCCCAUGCUCUUUCAACAGACAGAGGCUGCUUUGCCAAGUGUGAUUUCAGAGGAAGCUUGGAAGGAAUGUCCAGCCCUGUCUGUCGUCCUUUCUUCGGAGAACUUCUGGGGCCUUUGCAAUGGGCAGAAUAGCCAAAAGAAAGGGAUUUAGCUUUUAUAAAACUCUGAGCUGGGAUUCGGUGUGUCCUGCUUUCCUUCUUCCCAGGAAUUAUCCCCUUUCUCCAUGAGUCAUCUCAUGGAUAAGAAUAAGAGACUUUCUAGGGCAAAGAGGACAAAACGGCAGAAUCUGGCUCUUCAGAGCAGUCAUUCUACUCUCUGUGCUCAUUUGUUCAUGGGUUUGCAAGCAUCUUGCAUUUCUAGCACAGGAAGUUUAAUCCCAGAGAACUCCAGUGUAGUCCAAAUGGAGUUAUUUCAGUGCAUUUGCACACAUACCUGCACGCUGUGUUGUGUGGCUGCCUGCCACCCCCUCUCCAGAGGUGGAUGCCUUUCAGAAGCAAAGUAGUUUGCAUGUAUAUAAAUAUUCAGUGCUUGUGGGUAAGCGAAAACUGUGUGAGCAGGAAUGUUAAAAUAUUUCCUUAAGUUUGCUGGAAGGGGUGGAUGCUCAAGGGUUGCAGGAUUUGUCUCGUUAGCGGUAAAACAGUGCCUGAGGAUUAAAAUCUUUGCUGAGAUUGUGAUAUUUCUCCUCUGGCUACACAGCCGCAGAGCUGGGAGCUGUUCUAGCCCUCAGGCAUCGCUGUUCUGAUUUUGGCCUUUGAAGCCCCCGAGGGCUAUGGAAAUGCCAGGCUUGGAGGCUGGCGCGAACUGGUAGGGAGCUGUCGUUCCUGUCCGCAGCUCCCUGCACAGCCGUACGAGUCCGCUGCACAAGCGGCGUUUCGCGGCCACGUGGGAGGAAUCCACAAGCGGCUUUGCAGAUUUGCAUCGAACCUUCCUGUCCGCACCUGGCUUUGUGCUUCGAGCCAGCACACGGCACUUCCCGUGCCCCUCAAAAGGCAACUUCGGAGGAACUGGUGAGUGCCUGAGAGGGGCUGGGCAGAGCCUGCCUUCCGCGGCUGCUCUCAGCCCUGGCCACUUCCCCAACUGCCUCUUUCGUUGCCUGCAAGCCACUCGCUGG
Messenger RNA from Rhea pennata, 2369 nucleotides. It is a transcript of the gene LHPP, whose product is annotated as phospholysine phosphohistidine inorganic pyrophosphate phosphatase. The transcript has 8 exons. Gene Ontology annotation, molecular function: inorganic diphosphate phosphatase activity; phosphatase activity. The coding region runs from base 8 to 850 and encodes 280 amino acids. Gene Ontology annotation, cellular component: cytosol. NCBI's taxonomy places the organism in Eukaryota, Metazoa, Chordata, Aves, Rheiformes, Rheidae. Gene Ontology annotation, biological process: dephosphorylation. The record is from RefSeq and is a predicted model, not a curated record.